Messenger RNA from Klebsormidium nitens, 1557 nucleotides. The record is from the annotation of a GenBank genome assembly. NCBI's taxonomy places the organism in Eukaryota, Viridiplantae, Streptophyta, Klebsormidiophyceae, Klebsormidiales, Klebsormidiaceae.
AUGAUCGUACUCAGCAUCGACGUCGGCAUCCGCCAUCUCGCAUACUGCUCCAUGCUCGUGCCGGACGAGGGGCAUCCGACGGUGCUGGACAUAGGGAUCGUGGACGUGGCUUCAUCCGCCGGCGCGGGACACAGUCGUAACAUGAUCGACUCAGCCACGGCGGAGCGCCUGGUGCGGGAGCUGGAUGCCCACGCGGCGGACUUCGUGGACGCCGACGUGGUCCUGAUCGAGAAGCAGCCGCCCAUCGCGAAGUUGAUGCGGGUCAUACAGGGCAUGCUCGAGGUUUACUUCAUAUGCAACGGCAAGAAGACCGUCGCUUACGACGGAAGGCUCAAGCUGCCGCGGGCCAAGAGCGAGGGGCUGAGCGGAGCCGAAAAAUACAGGCGGCGCAAGAAGGCGGCGAUCGAACGUUGCGGGGCGUUCCUCCGUUCGGGACCCGGGGCCGCCUCCGAGGGCGUGCUGGAGGCGUUCGAGGGCUCGUCGAAGAAGGACGACCUCGCGGACGCCCCGGCUCGCAGAACAUCCACGACGAUCGUGGUCAGGAACGCGCCUCAUCGCGCCUCGGCAUCCAGGGCGGCUUCCCUCUCCGUCAUCUCGCCUUUCGAUUCGGACGGGUUCGAAUGCACGUCCGCCUACCGAGGGUUUGCCCCCAUGACGUAUGAGGACCUGCAGAAGAAGAUCCUCAGUGAGUAUGCGUGCAAGCUGAGAGCCCUCUACUUGCAGAAGAAGAACUUUACGAAUGCGCUGGUCUGCAAAUACGGGCCCAAGGCGGAAAAGAAAGACGAACCUAUCGCUACGAACAAGAGCGAGGCCGAGUACCUCCAGAAUCUGGAUCUCAGGAUCCAGCAACUGAAGUUCGACACCUCCCAGAGACUCCAAAAAGAGCAAUUCAAGAGCAACUGGACCAAGGGAGACGUCGCGAUCCGUCAGAAUAUCCUGGGCCCAGACAUGGAUGAGAUCGCCACCCUGGAAAAGAAGUACGGCCCGAAGGGCGAAUUGAGUAAGGCGAUCCUGAAGGGGAGAUUGACCGACGGUUCUAUCACCAAUGAUUACGAUCUCCUGCGGGAGCAGCAGAACGGCAAGUGCUUCGUGGUCCUGGACGACUGCGCCUACGAUCGGAAGUCCAUGAACUCCAAGGUCCUCAAGUUCCUCGCGAACAACUCCCGCCACCUGAACAUCAUGGUCAUUCUGACCAUUCAAUAUUGCAUGUCGAUCCCUCCCGACAUCCGCAACAACAUCGACUUCAUGUUCGCCUGCGCCGACAACAACAACACCAACCAGAAGAAGCUCUACGAGCACUACUUUGGCAACUUCAACAACCUGAACGAGUUCAAGGAGGUCUUCCGCGAGGCGACCGCCAACUACGAGGUCCUCGUCCUCGACAACGUCGCCAAGACCGGUCUCAACAGCGACACCGUCUUCUGGUACAAGGCGAAUCUGCACGCCCCCUUCCGCAUGCUGCACUCGUCCUUCUGGAAGUACCACAAGAAGCACUACGACGGGGGAGGUUCCAGGCCCGGAGGUGCCGGCAAGACCCGCGUCCGCAAGACGGACUGA